Lolium rigidum is the source of this 1088-nucleotide messenger RNA. RefSeq names its product proteasome subunit alpha type-6-like. Lineage: Eukaryota; Viridiplantae; Streptophyta; Magnoliopsida; Poales; Poaceae. The record is from RefSeq and is a predicted model, not a curated record. Gene Ontology annotation, biological process: ubiquitin-dependent protein catabolic process. The transcript has 9 exons. Gene Ontology annotation, cellular component: proteasome core complex, alpha-subunit complex; proteasome core complex; cytosol. Bases 1 to 816 code for a protein of 271 amino acids.
AUGGCUUCGCAAGGGGGCGUCAGCGAAAGCAGCGGCAGCGGCCGCGGCCGCGCCGCAGAGACGGGACCCUCCUACGACCGCAGCAUCACCGUCUUCUCCCCCAGGGGCCGCCUCCUCCAAGUCGAGUACGCGCUCAAGUCCGUGAAGCUGGCGGGGAUCACCUCGGUCGCCGUGCGCGGGGACGACUCCGUCUGCGUCAUCACCCAGCGGAGCAGGGCGCCGGUGGACCCGUUGCUGGACACGACGGACCCCGCCGCCUUCUCGCACCUGUUCGAGAUCACCGAGCGGCUCGGCAUGCUCACCACAGGGAUGGCAGCUGACGGAAGAUCAUUAGCUCAUGAGGCAAGAAACGAAGCUGCAGGGUUCCGUCGCAAGUGGGGAUAUGAAAUGCCUCCUAGGAUGUUGGCUCAGUGGCUCGGAGAUAGAGCACAAGUACGCACCCAGCAUGCUAAAUUGAGACCUUAUAGAGUUGUUGCUACCGUCGUAGGAAUUGAUGAAGAGAAAAGAACUCCAGAGCUCUUUACAUGUGAUCCUGCUGGUCUAGUCCUUGGUCACAAGGCAACAAGUGCAGGUUUCAAGGGCUUGGAAGCUAUCAAGUUUCUUGAGGAGAAAAUGACGGGUGAUCGUUUACCAUUCGAGUCAACCAUUGAGAUGGCAGUGUCUGCAAUGAGACACGUCCUGGAGGAUAACAAGGAAGGCCAUGACAUUGAGGUGGGCGUUGUCAGGAAGAGCUCUCCAGCGUUCAGAACUGUGUUGAAGCGUCUCCACAAAUUUCCACAAGGAGCGCAGAGUACCCUGGAUCAAGGCGGGCGGUAAUUUGUGAAUUUUCUCAAGAGAUUGACAUUAGUUGCUGCAAUUUCUUGUGUCCUGUAACGUUUUGCGUGGGAUGUCAUUUCAAUCAGACGACCACGAAAGAGCCUGCUCAUCCAUAGGCCAUUUAUUCCGUUACAUCUCACUGAGUUCUGAAACCGUAAGUGAUACAUCUGACUGCUUCCGGCAGAGCCGUGCAUGAUAGUAAGUUGACAGUGCUGAAGCUUUAACCGGUGAGAUGGCUCUGACCUUUAUUGCUCCGAUGGUUAUUCAUGCUG